Messenger RNA from Vitis riparia (riverbank grape), 3042 nucleotides. Its product is annotated as pre-mRNA-splicing factor SYF1. The transcript has 5 exons. Lineage: Eukaryota; Viridiplantae; Streptophyta; Magnoliopsida; Vitales; Vitaceae. Gene Ontology annotation, biological process: generation of catalytic spliceosome for first transesterification step; mRNA splicing, via spliceosome. The coding region runs from base 97 to 2859 and encodes 920 amino acids. Gene Ontology annotation, molecular function: protein binding. Gene Ontology annotation, cellular component: post-mRNA release spliceosomal complex; Prp19 complex; U2-type catalytic step 2 spliceosome. The record is from RefSeq and is a predicted model, not a curated record.
AACGGGCCCCUAGUUCACCCUUUGGGGUUUUACCAUCACCUUGAGAGGCAAACGCGGCCUUAGUUCACUGUCUGGAGGGGUUUCAGGAGGAGAAAAAUGGCGAUUGCAGAGGAACUGUACCCUAGCCAGGAGGACCUCCUCUACGAGGAGGAACUGCUUCGGAACCAGUUCAGCUUAAAGCUGUGGUGGAGAUACCUCAUCGCUCGAAGCGACUCACCCUUCAAGAAACGAUUCUUGAUCUACGAGCGAGCCCUCAAAGCCCUCCCCGGAAGCUACAAGCUCUGGUACGCUUACCUCCGCGAACGCCUAGAAAUUGUUCGCAAUCUCCCUAUCAAACACUCACAAUACGAAACCCUCAACAAUACCUUCGAGCGUGCGCUGGUCACUAUGCACAAGAUGCCCCGAAUUUGGAUCAUGUACCUCCAAACCCUAACCGAUCAGGAGCUUCUCACUCGGACUCGAAGAACGUUCGACCGUGCUCUCUGCGCACUACCGGUGACCCAGCACGAUCGAAUUUGGGAGCCCUAUCUCGUAUUCGUGAGCAAAAAGGGUGUCCCCAUCGAGACCUCGCUUAGGGUUUAUCGGCGGUAUUUGAAGUAUGACCCCACCCACAUUGAGGAUUUUAUUGAAUUUCUUAUGAAUUCAGGUCUUUGGCAGGAGGCAGCAGAGAGGUUGGCUGGGGUUUUGAAUGAUGAUCAGUUUUAUUCGAUUAAGGGAAAGACAAGGCAUAGGUUGUGGUUGGAGUUGUGUGAUUUGUUGACCAAGCAUGCCACAGAUGUUUCGGGGUUGAAUGUAGAUGCAAUAAUUCGGGGUGGAAUUAGGAAGUUUACUGACGAGGUUGGGCGGCUGUGGACGUCACUUGCGGAUUAUUACAUCAGGAGGAAUUUAACUGAGAAGGCGAGAGAUAUUUUUGAAGAGGGUAUGACCACAGUGGUUACAGUGAGGGAUUUCAGUGUGAUUUUUGAUGCUUAUUCACAGUUUGAGGAAAGUAUGCUUGCAUAUAAAAUGGAGAAUAUGGAUAGUGAUGAGGAGGAAGAUGACGUUCAAGAUAAUGACACUGAUGAGGAGGAAGAUAUUCGUUUGGAUAUUAAUCUUUCAGUGGCAAAUUUUGAGAAAAAGAUCCUUCAUGGGUUUUGGUUACACGAUUUUAAUGAUGUUGAUUUAAGAUUGGCUCGGUUGGAGCAUCUCAUGGAUAGAAGGCCAGAGUUGGCAAAUAGUGUCCUUCUCCGGCAAAAUCCCCAUAAUGUGGAGCAAUGGCACCGGAGGAUUAAGCUAUUUGAGGGAAAUCCUACAAAGCAGAUAUUGACUUACACUGAGGCUGUGAGAACGGUUGAUCCCAUGAAAGCAGUGGGAAAGCCUCAUACUUUAUGGGUUGCUUUUGCUAAGUUAUAUGAGAACCACAAAGAUGUUGCCAAUGCCAGAGUUAUUUUUGAUAAGGCUGUGCAAGUGAAUUACAAAACUUUGGAUAAUCUGGCUAGUGUGUGGUGUGAGUGGGCAGAAAUGGAAUUGAGGCACAAGAAUUUUAAAGGAGCACUAGAGCUGAUGAGGCGUGCUACUGCAGAACCAUCUGUUGAGGUCAAGCGAAAAGUGGCUGCUGAUGGGAAUGAGCCUGUGCAGAUGAAACUGCACAAGUCCUUGCGAAUUUGGACAUUUUAUGUUGAUUUGGAAGAAAGCCUGGGAACUUUGGAGUCCACACGUGCUGUUUAUGAGCGGAUAUUGGAUUUAAGAAUAGCCACUCCACAAAUUAUAAUCAACUAUUCAUUGCUUUUGGAAGAACAUAAAUACUUUGAGGAUGCUUUCAAGGUGUAUGAAAGAGGUGUAAAGAUAUUUAAAUACCCUCAUGUAAAGGAUAUAUGGGUCACAUAUCUGUCCAAAUUUGUGAAAAGGUAUGGGAAAUCCAAAUUGGAACGUGCAAGAGAGUUGUUUGAGCACGCUGUUGAAAUGGCUCCAGCUGAAUCUGUGAAGCCUUUGUAUAUGCAAUAUGCUAAGCUGGAAGAGGACUUUGGUUUAGCUAAGCGAGCUAUGAAGGUUUAUGAUCAAGCUGCUAAGGCAGUUCCUAACAAUGAAAAAUUGAGCAUGUAUGAAAUUUACAUUGCACGUGCUUCUGAAAUAUUUGGCAUUCCAAAGACAAGAGAAAUAUAUGAGCAGGCGAUCACAUCCGGUGUUCCAGACAAAGAUGUGAAGACAAUGUGCAUGAAGUAUGCAGAGCUGGAGAAGAGUUUGGGUGAAAUUGACCGUGCCCGUGGUAUAUUUGUAUAUGCAUCUCAACUGGCAGAUCCACGAUCAGAUGCAGAUUUUUGGAAUAAGUGGCAUGAGUUUGAGGUCCAGCAUGGUAAUGAAGACACCUUUAGAGAAAUGCUUCGAAUCAAACGAAGUGUCUCAGCUAGCUACAGCCAGACACACUUUCUACUUCCAGAAUAUCUGAUGCAGAAGGAUCCAAAGCUGAACUUGGAUGAAGCAAUGGACACAUUGAAGCAAGCUGGGGUCCCUGAAGAUGAAAUGGCCGCCCUAGAAAGGCAGUUAGUGCCAACAGCCAAUAACACUGCUGCUAAAGAGAGCAGUCGGAAAGUUGGUUUUGUUAGUGCUGGAGUGGAAUCACAGCCAGAUGAAGGAAUAAAAGUAACUGCAAAUCAUGAAGACAUUGAGCUGCCAGAAGAGAGUGACUCGGAAGAUGAAAAGGUGGAGAUUGCCCAGAAGGAUAUUCCAAAUGCGGUGUUUGGAGGUUUGGUCCGGAAGAGGGAAGAAGCUGAUGGGGAUGGGGAUGGGGAUGGGGAUGAGGAUGGAGCUGCCAGUAAAGAUAAAGACCGAGACAGCCAACUUGGUGCACUGGAGAGAAUAAAAAGACAAAGGCAGGCCUGAUUUCGUGUAUGCAUCUGGAACUAAUUAAUCUAUGUAUGAAAUUUUGACCCAUUAUUUUUCACAUACAAACUUUCAGUAGUCCAAGGAGUAGUUGCCUUUCAGAAAUGAACUACAAGAUUAGUUCAUUGUAGUCUAAACUUGUACGUUUCCAUCGGCAUGUUGUGUCCAUCCGGUAUUAUCACA